UUCCCUUCUACUACAGAGCUUUCAAUAUCGGGUAAGCUUCCUUUGUUGUUGCUGUCUCUGGUAUCCCAUAAUGCUUUGCAAACCGCGUCUGUGUGCAGCCAAUCAGGUGCGCCGCUUCGGACUCAAGCAGCCAAUCAAAUGCUGAGACCUGAAUACUUAAUCAAGCGUCCAUCCUCAUUCUUUCUUCUCGCUAGGAAAACAAGUGCUUAUAAUUUACACGAGGCACACAAAACACAAGCUAUGGAGGACCUUCAAGACUCCAGUUUCAGUGUUCCUAGUACCAUGGGUAUUGCUGAUGAACUGAAGGAUGAUUUCUACUUCAACCUUCUGGAUGACUUCCUUGGAUCGCAGACUGGCGAAUCAUUGGAUUUGGAUGAAAAGUGCUGCACAAACCGGCUUCUAGUUCAAGUCGGCUUAAUGAGAGAGGAUAAUAAUCUUUCAUGGAUGAAUGUAGUAAAAUGGCUUCAGAAGAUUUUUCCAGUGUUUCAAUCUGCAGAUUUUCGAGGUUUGAUUGAAAGGAAUACAGAAACAGCUAUGAGUUUAACUGGAGAUUCCAGAGAAAGUUUUUUGGCGUCGAAUGUUAACUUUGAAUUUGUGGGCCCUAUAUGUGAUAGCAUUGGCAUCGGCAGAACAGAUUUGCUUGAAAUGUCUGAUUUUUCUGAUCGUGCAAAGUUAACAGAUAUUACUAAUGGUCUGAUGCUAGAACUGACCAGCUUUAUUGAAAGAGAAAAACUCGACCCAGUUGUUCUAGUGUCAUGGCUUUGUAGCUUUGACUCUGACUUCUGCAGGGAUGGUAAAAUCCAUAAAGUCAAUAAACUCCUUAAGGCAAGUCUGAAAAGGUUCCGGAUACAGUGUCGAAAAAAUCAAACAAGACGAAACAGGAGCAGUGGACUGUAUGAUGAAUUCCUUCGGAGUCCAUUUCAUCUUACCCCCGAUCCCCUGGAAGACUACGAAUUCAGGAGGGGGUCGAUAAUCAAAGGGCAUAUGAGAAGGAAAAGUCUUUUAUUCCAGAGAAAACAAAAUUUCCCAACCACCCAGAUAAAGGAAGAAAGUGAACCUUUUGAUAUCUCAGACUCACAAGCAGAUUACAGUCAAAAGACCGUUUCACUCGGCUAUAGGAAAAACAAACGAAAGCUGAAAUUUGACAAUGACUCUGACCAGACAUUUGGCCUAGGAAAUGUGAAGAAGGAAGACCAUUAUCAUUGUCAGCCUGUUGAGCCCAUGUUUGACUUUGAAGACGAGACCAAGGUUGAUACGGGCGAUUGUUUGUCCAUCCUCGAUAUCGCUGUGCUGUCGUUGCAGAAACUUACAGAAAUGUAUGGAGGGCGAACUGAUGGUGCUAAUCUGGUGUCUAUGGAUCUCCUCAAGAAUCAGUAUGCUCUAAUGUUGAAAGAAGAUCUUAACAUGCAGUCCCUGAAUGAAAAGAUCUUGGCCUACAACUUGACUGAAAACCAACCUGUGGUGCCACCUUUGAAUUUUCUUCAUUGCAACACUCAUUUCCUUCUCAACUUUAUUGAUGCUGUUGAGAAGCAAAUCAUGUCAUUUGAAAGAGAAAUUGUGAACACUACAGGGGAUAAGCUUGGACGUGACAAAAACCCCAAAUUUAAAGGCUUUUUAAACUUUGAAGAGAGUGCUGUCACUCGGUACAUCAACAUGGCUUGUGAAAUCUUGUGUCCAAGAGGAGAAAGCAACAAUAAUUACAGAAGACACUGGCUUGCCUUUUGCGUCGAGAGGAAUAACCCUUCUAGGCUACCUGUCAAUCAGUCUAAUAGGUUCAUUAACUAUUUUGAGGCAGCAGCCGCACUUAUUCAUCAUUACAGUGAUGUUGCACUGUUUGUGUCUGACAUACAGCUACUGAAAGAUGACUCGAAUAUUUUUCUGGAGAGCAUUAAUUCUGAUGCUAGCGAUGAGGCCAUACAGGCUCUCCUCUGUGUGGUGGCAGUUGUGUACUGUAAAGUCUUGGGUCCCUUCUGGCAACUCCUGAAGAGUGAUGCACAGUACGUGUUGUUCAGCAAGUACCUUUACUGCCUUUAUGAGAAGCUUCUAGAGUGGUCCCAGGAUGCUUCUGUUCUCUUGCAACCUGAGGCAGUAGCUAAUGUAUUUCUCCAGGUUCCAAUGCAGGAGAAUAACUUUCCUGGGGUAUUUACUUUCUGCCAUGGAAAUGCAAAUAACCAGUAUGGGGCACUAAUGAAGGAAUGCUUACAGAGGAUGAUGAAGGUCAUUGCAUCUGUGAUGGAGGAAAAUCUCAAAGACUUCUUACCUGGAGGGUUGUACUGCAAAGAUCCUUCUGGGGAACUCAUGGAACAAUUCGCUAGCUGCAUGUUGUCCCAGUUGAUGGGCGAGUACCCGUUUGGUCAUGCGUACUCCUACAACAAAAACAGACCGGAUAAAGCCCAAGUGCAGUCCGAGGAUAUGUCGAAUGAUGAUUCGGAUGGCAAUGGUGCUGUCUCUUCUCCUCAGGGUCCUGCUGUCAAGAGGCGUUCAGCUUCAAAGCCUUACAUCAUGUUUGACCGAGCAAAUCUUCGACCGUUGAACAAAAUGAAAAAGAAGAGAUUGAACGAGUUGGCUGACAAAAGGCUGCAAAAAGUGAAAAUGCAAGACCAAAAUUACAAGAAAAAGGUCAUUGCUUCAGUCACAAAAAAUGGAGGCCCGUGUAAAAGCAUUCAAGAUGUUGAUCAACUGCUUCUGAGAAUGGAAGGAGCACACUAUGCUCAAAAGCGAGAGGCUGUCCGCUCUGAGUUAAACUACCUAAAGUUUGUCAUUGGUUGCAGAGACCAACGGCUGAACCGCUUAGGCUUCUCAUUGUCAGACCUGGUCAACAAACUGAAAGCCCUCUUGGCUUGUGAGAACCAGUCCACAAGCUUAAUCACCAAGCCGAAUAAACAUUAUGUUCUCCAUGUUGGGGGUGAGACAAAUCAGAGUAUUUCACAAUUUACACCACAGGAACAAGCCAUGAGUCAAUCGUCUCAUCCUUUCAACAGCAAAAUAGAUGUAAAGAAUAAAGGCAACUGUGUAAUCUUUCAGAGUUACAGAGAGACAACGUUCGAUGAAUUUUCACCUGGUUCAUAGAUUCGGGAUGCACUUUCAUCAUGAUGAUUCAUUCAUCGCUUUAUUGUGUAAGAUGUCUUUAUUGUAACAAAUCUUUUGUUUUCUAUUUUUUGUGGAAAAAAAUACAUAUAGGAGGUUUGUACUGCAAAGAUAUACAGUCAUGUGAAAAAAUAAGUACACCCCAUGGAAAUUGUUGGCUUCUUUGACAUAUUUAGACAAGCAAACAGUUGAUAAUUUUUAGCAGUGCCCAGUAAUGAAGUUGAUAUACCUGAACAAAACCACAAGGAAAAUAGUUUUUUUCAACGGAACUAUCAAUAGAUAUGUCCAUCCAUCCAUUUUCUAUAUCGCUUAUCCUUUCCUUCAGGGUCACAGGGAAACCUGGAGCCUAUCCCAGGGUGCCAAUCCAUCGCUGGGCACAAUCACAUACAUAUUCACACACCCAUUCAUACACUACGGACACUUUGGACACGCCUACCAUGCAUGUAUUUGGACUGGGGGAGGAAACCGGAGUACCCGGAGGAAACCCCCGCAGCACGGGGAGAACAUGCAAACUCCGCGCACACAGGGCCACGGUGGGAAUCAAACCCCCGACCCUGGAGGUGUGAGGUGAACAUGCUAACCACUAAGCCACCGUUAGCAGGUUCUAAUCACUGGACCCAAUCUCAAACAACUGAUUGGAAUUUUAUGGAUUUGAAGGUGUAGGGAUAUACUUACUUUUUCCCAUGUGACUGAUCUGUUUUUUGUUAAUUUACAUUGUAAAAAUUACUACAAAAUGUCAGUUGUAUGUCAUUUGAUAGUGUAACUUUAUUAAUAGUCACUGUUUCAAAGAGGAUCAAAUUUUUCACAGAGGUUCCGUUUUUAUAACAAUUAAAAAAAUUGAUGUUUUGUAAGUAUAGGAAUGGCUAAGCAAACCAAAUCAUAUUUCUGAAAGCUAUAUACAUGUAGACCUUUCUUCCAUUUGACCCCAAAGCCUUGUUCAGGUCUCCUGCUGAUUACUGUGGAGGUUUUUUGCAAAUUUUACAGGCAGUUAUGUUUUUAUUUCUAUUUGUUUGUUAUUUUUAUUCCAUUUUGGUAAUGUUUUUUGGUUCUGUGGUUUCUCAAUCUUUAAUCAUGUUUAUCAGGAACGAUUUCUUUUUACACUUUAUCAGUUCUGUGGAAAGACCUUUGAGCUUGCCAAUGAAAAUAAAAGAUUGUAAAAAAAAUUAGGCCAUGUUGUAACUUGUUUUUGGGAAAACAUUAAAUGAAAAUGAAAUUCUGUUUUGCAAACUAUAAAAGAGGUAUUUUUCAUGGGAGAUGCGAGCAUUUGCACCCAAAUAUCAAUAUAAAACUUGUCAGUACAUUUUGUUUUUCUGUCCCCUGCCA
Messenger RNA from Ictalurus furcatus (blue catfish), 4410 nucleotides. RefSeq lists its product as uncharacterized. The coding region runs from base 139 to 3069 and encodes 976 amino acids. Gene Ontology annotation, molecular function: 3'-5'-RNA exonuclease activity. Lineage: Eukaryota; Metazoa; Chordata; Actinopteri; Siluriformes; Ictaluridae. The record is from RefSeq and is a predicted model, not a curated record. The transcript is spliced from 3 exons.